AUGACUUCAAAGUCUGAAGUUUUUCCACAACAAAUUAAACAAGGCAAGAUUGGAGGAGAAAGAAAUCAUAUCCAGAACAGAAAACUCGAAUCUGCCGCGAAUCAACCGUAUCUCGUCGAUAACUGCCGCGUCACUCGUCUCCACACGCGCGACUGCAUUCACCGCAACUGUCACCACCACCAAACUUCUGGCCGCCCACGCAUCUCAAUCGCGCCGCCGAACACGCAUCACCGCUGGCCACGACUGAGCUGUCCGCUUGAACGGCGAGUGGAUCUGCAACAACGCCCUUCACCCAACACCGAUUCCAACAGCCAACUUCGCGUACCCACUCGCGACGGCCAGCAACUGCCGAAUUCACUCUCCUCCCCACGACAACCGCCGCUCAGCCUCCAAACCGCGGCCACCCUCCGUUCGCGCAAUGGAUCUGAACCCAGCUCUCUCCUUCUGACCACCAACCGUUUCCAUUAA
Vicia faba (fava bean) is the source of this 468-nucleotide messenger RNA. Lineage: Eukaryota; Viridiplantae; Streptophyta; Magnoliopsida; Fabales; Fabaceae. The record is from the annotation of a GenBank genome assembly.